AAGUGAAUUGAAUACACGUAUAGCCUUGCUUUUUUAUUUAUUAUCAAUUAAGAAUGAUUUAAUUUAUUAUUUUUGUCACACAAACAAACGUGAAGUUAUAGAAUAAAUUGACAGCUUGAAAGUACGACAAUGUCGUGUAGUUUUCUAUAAACCAAUUGAAAGUUUAUUGUGACUGUUUUCUUUCUGUUUCGCAAAGGAAAAAUGUCAAGUCAUAAGUAUUUGUCAGAUACAAAUAAUUUAUUUGAGGAUGUCGACGAUGAGGCGUUUCUUAAAAAUUCGCGUGUCCCCUCUGCGAGCAAUGGCUACCACAGGGUAAAUGGAUCAUAUCAGCAAUACAACUCCAAUUUGAAUUAUAAUUCAGAAUGUGGUGUACAAAACGAUAGACAAAAGCUCAUUGAUCAAAAGAAAGCUAUUGAAGAAAGAACUAUUGCGAGCUCUAGUCGUAGUAUAGCUUUGUUAAGGGACUCUGAACAAAUUGGAAUUGCUACUGCAGAAGAGUUAAUAAGGCAAAGAGAACAACUCGAAAACUCUAGCAAACGUCUAGAUGAAAUUAAUACUACAUUGAGAUUUAGUCAAAAGCAUAUAAAUGGUAUUAAAUCAGUUUUUGGAAGUUUAAAAAACUAUCUGUCCGGACAGAAGGAUGAAAGAGGGGCUACUGCAAAUGCUAGCAUGAAGAGUAGUUUAUCUGACAUAACUUCUGAAACUAAAAAAUUAAAUUUGGAUGUACACUCUUCACCAAACUUGCACAAUACUCAAAGCAUACCUGCUGAAACAAGGAUUCAGCAAAGUGGCAGCAAACAUAUGAAUGCUAUCUUAGAAGCAAACUUAGAAGAAAUGUCUGGCAACAUUAAUCGUUUGAAAGGUUUAGCAAGAGGGCUUGGCGAUGAAAUAGAUUACCAAAAUGAUCUUCUGGACCAAAUUUCUUCUAAAACAGAACAUGCCGAUCUUGCAUUGGGAAAACAAAAUAAGGAUAUUACUAAGUUAUUGAAGUAAAUGAUUUUAUAAAUUGUUUCAAUUUGGCUGGUUUAUGCUGUGAAAUCAUUAUUGUAAAAUAAAUAAAACAUAAUUAUAAGCUACAUAUUAUAAAUGAACACUUUA
This is a messenger RNA of Ctenocephalides felis (cat flea), 1098 nucleotides long. RefSeq names its product synaptosomal-associated protein 29-like. The transcript is spliced from 2 exons. Gene Ontology annotation, molecular function: syntaxin binding; SNAP receptor activity. The record is from RefSeq and is a predicted model, not a curated record. Lineage: Eukaryota; Metazoa; Arthropoda; Insecta; Siphonaptera; Pulicidae. Gene Ontology annotation, cellular component: SNARE complex; plasma membrane. Gene Ontology annotation, biological process: synaptic vesicle priming; exocytosis; synaptic vesicle fusion to presynaptic active zone membrane. Bases 202 to 993 code for a protein of 263 amino acids.